CAAUCGUGUAUCGCAUAGAUGAAAAGUGCAGCAAUCUGCAAAUUGAUAUCCGGUAAAACGGCAAGAUGGUGCUGGAAAGUACUAUGGUGUGUGUUGACAACAGUGAUUUCAUGAGAAAUGGAGACUUCAUUCCAACACGUAUGCAGGCCCAGCAGGAUGCUGUCAACCUUGUGUGUCAUUCCAAAACCAGGUCAAAUCCUGAGAACAAUGUUGGUUUGCUUUCAAUGGCAACCUGUGAAGUUUUGUUGACCCUUACAUCUGAUGUUGGUCGUGUGAUGACUAAGAUGCAUCACAUACAACCCAAAGGGGAUAUUCGCUUCGUAAAUGCUGUUAGAAUAGCUCAUCUGGCUUUGAAGCACAGACAAGGAAAAAACCAUAGGAUGAGAAUAGUUGCCUUUGUUGGAAGCCCUAUUGAAGAAGAUGAGAAGGAGCUUGUCAAACUUGCAAAAAGACUCAAAAAGGAAAAAGUCAAUGUGGAUAUUGUAAAUUUUGGAGAAGAGAAUACCAACACAGAAAAGCUUAUCAAUGUAGUAAACACAAUAAAUGGAAAAGAUGGAACUGGCUCUCACCUAGUGACUGUACCAGCGGGCCCAAACCUGUCUGAUGCACUUUUAAGCUCCCCAAUUAUCAGAGGAGAAGAUGGAACGGGACCUGUUCCAGGGAUAGGAUCAGGUGGAUUUGAAUUUGGUGUUGAUCCCAAUGAAGACCCAGAACUGGCUUUGGCACUCCGUGUGUCUAUGGAAGAGCAGCGUGCAAGACAGGAAGAUGAAGCUCGAAAAACUGUUGCGGAGACUGCAUCAGAAAGUGGGGCAGGCACAGCAACCAGUGAAGAGACCCUUCUUCAGCAGGCUCUUGCUAUGUCUAUGGGACAAGAAGAAGGAACUAUGUCUGAAACUCCUCGUGAUUUUGAUCCCUCUGGGAUGAGUGAAGAAGAGCAGAUUGCUAUGGCAAUGGCAAUGUCACUGCAAGGCUCAGCAGAGACAACACCAAUCCCCAUGGAGACUGAUGAUGGAACUGGUGCCACCUCGGAGCAAAAAGAUAAAAAGCCAGAAGAUGAAGAUUAUUCAGAGGUAAUGAAUGACCCAGAAUUCCUUCAGAAUGUCCUGGAAAACUUGCCUGGUGUGGAUCCUCAGAGUGAAGCUAUCAGGUCUGCAGUAGGUUCAUUAACCAAAAAAGGCGAAGAUACAAAAGGGGAGAAAAAGGAUGAAUCUGGGGAUAAAGGGGACAAGAAGUGAUGAUGGCCUUACAAAUGCCCUAGUUCUCUCACCAGAUUGACAUUUUGUAUUUAACCAACUGGAUCUUUUCAUGAAUGUAAUUGAAAAAAAAAGGGAAGCGUUUCUACCAACAUUCUGUUUCUGUUAAAAGUAUAGCAGAGAUUUCAGUUUGUUUGUAUAUUAAAAGUGCAGUUACAUAAUAUCAGGUAAUAAAGAGUGACAAGUUUGUGACUGAAAGUGAAAUGGACUCUCUUACUGAUAGAAAACUGAAGUAGGUUGUUCACUUCAUGUUUAUUUUUCUUUAUAGUUAAACAUGCAUGAUCUUAGAGGAAAUAAAGAUGCAAACAUGCAGUUAAAGUA
Lingula anatina is the source of this 1574-nucleotide messenger RNA. RefSeq names its product 26S proteasome non-ATPase regulatory subunit 4. NCBI's taxonomy places the organism in Eukaryota, Metazoa, Brachiopoda, Lingulata, Lingulida, Lingulidae. Gene Ontology annotation, molecular function: polyubiquitin modification-dependent protein binding. Gene Ontology annotation, biological process: proteasome-mediated ubiquitin-dependent protein catabolic process. The record is from RefSeq and is a predicted model, not a curated record. Gene Ontology annotation, cellular component: proteasome regulatory particle, base subcomplex; nucleus; cytosol.